Molecule: messenger RNA, 1094 nt
Organism: Botrytis cinerea B05.10
Lineage: Eukaryota; Fungi; Ascomycota; Leotiomycetes; Helotiales; Sclerotiniaceae
Exons: 2
Coding region: 345-869 (174 amino acids)
Source: RefSeq, a predicted model, not a curated record
GGCGACCUUCAUUUCUUUUACGAAUGGCUCUUUUGAAACAUUUCCAACCUUCCUUCCUACGUACAUACAUACAUAGAGAGAGACCUACUACACACCUUUUCCAAGGAACCACUGAUUCUUUCCAUCUCGUUGCGUAUUGUCGCUGUCCUCUCUUUUAUUUAUCGAUCUAUUCCAUUGUGAAGAUUCCACAUUCUUUUACUUAUUCACUUCUCUUAUUUUAAAUCUACCGUCGCCAUUGCAAUUCCAGUGCGAAACGUCACAUCCAUACAAGCAAGAUUCGCAAAAGAUUCCAAAAACCAACCUCCAUUCCAAUCCUCACUCAACCACACCCACCAACCGCAAAAAUGCAAACCCCAGCUCUCCUCACCAUCUCUCUCCUCUUCCUCUCCAAUGCGCUCUCCGUAACAGCCACUCCUCCCGCAUGUCUCCUCGCAGCCAUCAACGUUCAAUCCGACCCCUCCGAUCUCAAGGCCCUCUGCGGAACAUUAGAAAAUGCCGUGACAGGAAACAUCACGGAUAAAUGUUCGAAGGAUGCUUACAAGGAGGCCGUGAGCUCUUAUCAAGCUACCUGUUUCGAGGGUGCGGGGGUGAACAUUACAAUUACAUCCUCCUCCGCCUCCGCCACAGGUACAAAAACAGCAUCUCUCUCUGGCUCCGCCUCUGCCUCUGGCUCCGCAAGCGCAACAGCAACUGAAAGCGGAGCAAAAGCUACCGGAACCGCUACUGCAACUGGUGCGAGUGGAUCGAGCGUUAGCGCGACGGCAAGUGGUACUGGUGCGAGCGUGGCUACGGCUACAGGUGGUGCGGGAGCUUUGAUUGUUCCGGGAUUUUUGGGAGUUGUUGGAGUUGUUGGUGCGGUUUUGUUUUAAGGGAAGGAAUAGGGUUGAUUGGCGCGGGGAAGGAAGGUCGUGGAGAGAAAUAUAGCCAGGUGCUAGAUGGGAUGUGAGGAAGUGGGUUCAGAGGAAGGAGAGGGGGGGUAGUGUAGGAUGGAGAAGGGAGAAGAAGAUGAAUUUGUGCAUAUUUCAGAGAUACCAGGAUAGUUUCUUGACAGUUUAGUGCGGCGAAGUUGGGGAUGUGAAUGGAUAAAUAAAUCA